Vigna unguiculata (cowpea) is the source of this 1465-nucleotide messenger RNA. RefSeq lists its product as uncharacterized. NCBI's taxonomy places the organism in Eukaryota, Viridiplantae, Streptophyta, Magnoliopsida, Fabales, Fabaceae. The record is from RefSeq and is a predicted model, not a curated record.
AAUGUUCAUCAUCUUUAUAGAUUUAUAUAUUGUUACAGGUUAGGAAAAAAAAGUGUUCACCAGCUUUGCCAUUAUGGGCGGUGGCUGUGGCGGUGGUGAUUGUUCGGUGAUCUCCUAGCUUUUAAAGCAUCUAAAAUUUGGUGUGCAUAAAAAUCUUGUUAGGUUUUGAACGCUAGCACCUUUCCCUCCAAAUCACUGAUGGCUUUUUUAUUUCAGAAAUUUCAAGAGGCUGUGAGAACCCUCACAAAAAAUCCCAUAUUUUCUAGGGAUCCUAAACAACUGCAAUUUGAAGCGGACAUUAACUCCUUGUUUCUUUAUACAAGUUACAAACUGUUGGGGGAGAAUGCUAAUGAAGCAGAUGCGGAAGAGAUUAUUAAAAUGGCUAGUAAAGCCUCUUUUGUCGAUCAACAAAUGCAAGUACAAGAAAAUGUUCACUCUCAAAUCAAAGCAUUUUGCACAUGCAUGAAUGAAAUUCUUGUUUCAAAAGAAAAGAUGGUGAAUGGCCCCUUAGAAUUAUCUCAACAAGCAAACACUUCACCUCUCCGUGGUAAGCCUAGUUCUGCUAAAGCUGCCUCUAAACAAAAACCAUUAAGCCAAUCGGAAGUCUCUCAGAAGUUAAAGGAUCAACUUGGUUACACACUUAAUGUUAAACCUUCUCAAAUACCUCACAAGGAUUCUGGCAAAGGUCUACUUUUAGAUGGUGCAGUUGAUGUUGGUGCUGUUCUAGCCUUUUAUCCUGGUGUGAUCUAUUCCCCAUCUUACUAUAAUCAAAUUCCUGGAUACCUUGAUGAGCAGAACUCGUAUUUGAUAACAAGACAUGACGGGACUGUCAUUGACGCCCAACCAUGGGGUUGUGGCGGUGAUGGACCAGAACGAUUUGACGGUAGAAAAAUGUUAGGAAACAAGCUUGAUAAUAAUGAUGAUGUAGUUGAGCGUAGAAAUCCAUUAGCCUUGGCUCAUUUUGCUAAUCACCCUCCAAAAGGGAUGCUUCCUAAUGUCAUGAUCUGCCCUUAUGACUUUCCAUUGACUGAAAACAGCAUGAGGAUUUACAUACCAAACAUAUUAUUUGGAAAUGCAGAAGUAAACCUGAAGAGAUUUGGCAGCUCUUGGCUCAAAUCUGUAGUUUCAAAAAACAGUGUAUCAGAUGUUCCUACCCUCAAAGCUGUUGUUCUGGUAGCAACUAGGGCUCUUCAAGAUGAAGAACUCCUUUUGAACUACAGAUUGAGCAACUCUAAGCAGUGGCCACAAUGGUAUGCUCCAGUGGAUGAAGAAGAGGACAUGAAUCUCAAAGAUGAAAGUAGCCAAUGAUGAGACAGAACACCUUCUGAUAUUAAUCUCUAUGAAGUCAGAAUGAUGUUGGAGGUUUAGGUUAACUGCCUAUCUAUUGAUCUCAAUUAAUCUUUAUUAUACAAUGUUAGCAUGUUAUUUAACUAUUUUUUUAAUGAAGGUUGGAAACAUUAGAUAA